GCACUUGGAUUAGCUCCAUAGACUCUCUCAUCUGUCAAAUCGUCAACAUCAUUUUAUCAAUUCAGUGUUUUUCUUCACUGACUUCGCCGGAUUUUUAGAAUAACUGCGUGAAACUCAUUCUGUAUGAACGAUCAAAAUGAGUGGCAAUUCGAAUAAUAGCAGUUCAUCUACAGCGAAUUAUGGUACAACAAUAUCUAUAGAGUCGUUGAAAGUGAUCGCUGAAAGCGUUGGAAUACCGAACUUAUCGGAUGAAUGUGGCAAAGAAUUAUCCGAAGAUAUUACAUUCAAACUGAAACAUAUCAUUCAAGAUGCAAUGAAAUUUAUGACGCAUUCAAGAAGAAUCAGAGCAAUGCCUUGUGAUAUUGAUAAUGCUCUCGUUUUGAAUAAUAUUGAGCCAUUGUACGGGUUCAGUUCAGCGGAACAUAUUCCAUUUCGUUUUGCUUCUGGCGGAGGACGCGAGUUGCACUACACCGAAGAUAAAGAAAUGGAUCUCACUGAUAUUGUCUACAACACCAAUAUAAAAUUCCCUCUAGAAACCGCUGUUAGAUCUCACUGGUUAGUAAUCGAUGGAGUACAGCCAACGAUACCAGAAAAUCCGCCGCCAGUUUCCAAAGACGAGCAAAAAUUAGAGAGUGUCAAUCCGGUUGCUAAUUUGAAGAAGAAAGAAAAUGAGAAGGAGGCGCAUGGAAAACCAGCAACUGGAAAAAUGCAUAAAUUGAAAAACGUCGAAACAGUCCAUGUGAAGCAAUUAGCUACUCACGAAUUAUCUGUUGAGCAACAGUUAUAUUAUAAAGAAAUUACCGAAGCUUGUGUGGGAUCUGAUGAAAUCCGAAGAACGGAAGCUUUACAAAGUUUGGCCAAUGAUCCUGGAUUACACGCGAUGCUUCCACGUAUGUGUACGUUCAUUGCAGAAGGCGUUAAAGUUAACGUAGUUCAGCAUAAUUUAGCUUUGUUGAUUUAUCUCAUGCGUAUGGUGAAAUCUCUUUUUGAUAACCCUACAUUAUAUUUGGAGAAAUACCUUCAUGAAUUGAUACCAUCGGUUCUAACGUGUGUUCUGAGUAAACAAUUAUGCUUAAGGCCAGAUCAAGAUAAUCAUUGGGCACUUCGAGAUUUCGCAUCACGCAUCAUCUCGCAAAUCAGUAAAACUUUCAAUACAUCUGUAAAUAAUAUUCAAUGCCGUAUUACCCGACUCUUUUCGGAUGCUAUAAACAAUGAUUCUUCUCAUUUGCCUACUGUUUAUGGCGCUAUUCAAGGCUUAGCUGAAUUAGGACCACAACUUGUGAAACUAUACGUAUUACCGAGGGUGAAAGCAUUAUUAGCUCGACUUGACGGCGUUCUUGAACGGAGUACGCCUAAUAAUGCAGAUAGAAUAGCGGCGUCGCAGAUAAAGAAUUUACUAAUUAAAGUACUAGCUCCGGUUUUAAAAACGGGCCCGCUUGAUGCUGAUGAAUAUAGAAAGGAAUACGGUUCUUUGGGACCUAGUUUAUACAACGCUGUAUCGAAAGCUCGUGCAUCAUCGAAUGUUUAAUCUGCCUUUCUUCCAUCGGGAUGUCUAGCUAGGUAACAAAUUUCACGAAAUUCCUUGUUUUUAAAACAUCUUACAGGCGAUACAGGCGAUAUAAUAUUAAUUUUUAUUUUUUUCAUUGUACUCGUAUUUCGCUGUUUGUUUGGAAUUUACCAGCACGAAUGAUCUUCGCCAUAUAUAUAUAUUUUUAAUUAUGUGAAUGUGAUUCAUGAAUUAAUGUUUAAUGUGUACGAUAUGAAAUUAGGAUUAGAUUAAUAUAAGUACUAUUUUUUCUAAGAUCACAUUUUUGUUUGUAUUUUUGUAGAAUUAAAAUUGCAUUUCUGUUGUUA
Planococcus citri (citrus mealybug) is the source of this 1854-nucleotide messenger RNA. It is a transcript of the gene Taf6, whose product is annotated as TBP-associated factor 6. Gene Ontology annotation, molecular function: protein heterodimerization activity; transcription coactivator activity; RNA polymerase II general transcription initiation factor activity. Gene Ontology annotation, cellular component: SAGA complex; SLIK (SAGA-like) complex; transcription factor TFIID complex. The record is from RefSeq and is a predicted model, not a curated record. Lineage: Eukaryota; Metazoa; Arthropoda; Insecta; Hemiptera; Pseudococcidae. Gene Ontology annotation, biological process: RNA polymerase II preinitiation complex assembly; transcription initiation at RNA polymerase II promoter. Bases 137 to 1528 code for a protein of 463 amino acids. The transcript is spliced from 9 exons.